GAUCGGCGAUAAGCGAUGUUGUUUCUGUUUGUUUUAAUUGAAACACGCGCUGUUUUUGGGAUUCUGGGUGGUCAUGGCAUCAGCAUUAGAAAAGCUCCUUACCAAGCGAACUAUGGUGACAUUUGUGGCGCUGUACUUGUGCAUCAAAAAUGGGCUUUAACAUCUGCGCAUUGUGGCACAGAUGCAACAUUCAUCCGUGUUGGGAGUAAAUAUAGGCUCAGAGGUCCAAAAAUUAUAAUCAAAAAGCAUUUAAUACACCCUAAAUAUAAAGAAGAACACACAUUUGAUUAUGAUAUUCAAUUAUUAUUGUUCAGAAGUCUACAUUUUAGUGAAUUUGUUAGAUCUAUUGAAAUUAGCAAUGAAAGUUUUGGAAGUAAAGUUUAUGUUUCUGGAUGGGGUUAUGGGUUUGAAAAGGGAGAUUACAACGAUAUACUUCAACAAGUCGAGCUACCAAUUAUACCAAUAAGAGAGUGCCAAAAAGUUAAUAAUUUAUGGUAUAACCAUACGCUUACUUCUAGAAUGUUCUGCGCGGGAGGAGAAGGGGUUGAUGCUUGUCAGGGCGACAGUGGAGGAGGCGCAGUCUCUUCCGGGCGUCUAGUCGGCCUAUCGUCUUUCGGAUUCGGCUGCGGGCGUCGUAUACCAGGAGUAUACACCAAUGUGACUGAAACUAGGGUCCGAAAGUGGAUAAAAGAACAUACAGGGGUUUAAGCGUCACACAGAUGCCCUUAAAAAGUUACCCUAAAAUGUGUAAUGUCAGAAAAUUUCCCCGGUGUUGAGGCAUACGAAUUUUUAAUAGAUACUAGUUGACCUGACAGACGUUGUCCCGUCUUAACUAUGAAUUUGCAGCGCGCAUUCUGUUAAUCGCUGA
Molecule: messenger RNA, 868 nt
Organism: Manduca sexta (tobacco hornworm)
Lineage: Eukaryota; Metazoa; Arthropoda; Insecta; Lepidoptera; Sphingidae
Product: trypsin-7-like
Exons: 5
Coding region: 16-708 (230 amino acids)
Biological process (GO): proteolysis
Molecular function (GO): serine-type endopeptidase activity
Source: RefSeq, a predicted model, not a curated record